Molecule: messenger RNA, 591 nt
Organism: Telopea speciosissima
Lineage: Eukaryota; Viridiplantae; Streptophyta; Magnoliopsida; Proteales; Proteaceae
Product: agamous-like MADS-box protein AGL62
Exons: 1
Coding region: 7-591 (194 amino acids)
Biological process (GO): positive regulation of transcription by RNA polymerase II
Molecular function (GO): RNA polymerase II cis-regulatory region sequence-specific DNA binding; DNA-binding transcription factor activity, RNA polymerase II-specific; protein dimerization activity
Source: RefSeq, a predicted model, not a curated record
CCAAGCAUGGGUCGUCAGAAGAUAGAGAUCAAGAGGAUCAAUUGUGACACUUCUCGACAGGUCACUUUCUCUAAACGCCGAUCAGGACUCUUUAAGAAGGCCAGUGAGCUCUGUACUCUUUGUGGUGCCGAGAUAGCCAUUCUUGUCUUCUCACCUGCAGGUAAGGUCUUCUCCUUCGGCCACCCUAGUGUGGAAUCCAUCAUUGAUAGGUUCCUUACAGAAAACAAUCUGCCAACGGAAGCCGCUGCGUUGCCUCUUGUGGACGCUCACUGUGGAGCUAGUGUUCGUGAGCUCAACCAACAGUACACACAAGUGCUCAACCUAAUGGAAAUCGAGAAGAAGCGAGCUGAGACACUUUACCAAUCGACCCCAGAAGCAAAGCAGGGCGACCCAUGGUGGGAAGCACCCAUUGAAAAUAUGGGAUUGCUUGAGCUUCAUCAAUUGAAGGCUUUUAUGGAGGAACUUAAGAAGAAUAUGAAGAAACGUGUUGAUGAGCUUGUGGCCACUGAUACCCUAAAUCCAAAUUAUGCUUCUUCAAUCAUCCCUUAUGGAGAUGGUUAUGGUUUUAGUUUUGGACGUGGUCUUAUCUGA